This is a messenger RNA of Trichosurus vulpecula (common brushtail), 4527 nucleotides long. RefSeq names its product UTP25 small subunit processor component (gene UTP25). The transcript is spliced from 12 exons. The coding region runs from base 68 to 2407 and encodes 779 amino acids. Gene Ontology annotation, biological process: maturation of SSU-rRNA from tricistronic rRNA transcript (SSU-rRNA, 5.8S rRNA, LSU-rRNA). Gene Ontology annotation, cellular component: nucleolus; small-subunit processome. Lineage: Eukaryota; Metazoa; Chordata; Mammalia; Diprotodontia; Phalangeridae. Gene Ontology annotation, molecular function: rRNA binding; U3 snoRNA binding. The record is from RefSeq and is a predicted model, not a curated record.
GAUUCCACGUGGGUACGCGCAUAAGAUCCGUUUCCUGCUUGGAGGCGGUGGAGGGAAACUUGUGGCGAUGGGGAAACGGAGGCACCGGAGCCGAAGCCAGAGCCAGGUGCUGAAUAACCUCAGUAAGAAGCAGAAGAAGCACCUGCGGGACUUCGGGGAGGAGCACCCCUUCUACGACAGGGUUUCUGGAAAAGAAGCAAAGCCUCAAAUCUGCAAGCUGUCAGAGAAUUCAGAUCGUUCAGGUUCAGAGAGUGAUUCAGACAGUGAACCAGAAAAGAUCUCUGAAUACCACAAGUUACUUGCCACCCUGAAGAAUGUUUCAGAGGAGGAAGAAGAGGAGGAGGAAGAUGAAGAGGAGGAAGAGAGUGCUGUAGAAGAGGCAGAAGUGGAGAGUAAAGGAGACCAUAGUGACAGCAAUUUGGAGGAGGAGGAGGAGGAGGAAGAAGAAGAGGAGGAGGACGAGGACGAGGAGGAGGAACAGGAAGGAAAGAAGGGAGGAAAAGAGGCCGAUGUGGCCCCAUCUGACCCUGAGGAUAAAGAUGGGGAAGCACCUUCCCAAAAGAGAGCUGCUGAGGACGAAUUCACAGAUAGGAGACAUGAGUCAGAGUUCAGCCUGGAAACCAAUUUCCUCGAGGAGAGCGGAGACCACAAGGCCCUUCAGAAUGACGGUGGCUCUGCUGUGAAAGCCUCAGAAGAUCCAUUUCUACAACAUAUGAACAAAGAACUGAAAGAAAAAGAAAUCCAGGCUGUCGCCACAAACCCCAAAAUUACCCAGCAGCUAAAAUGGUCAACUCUGGGUCAGCUCGUCUUUUCAACCCAGUUUCCUACCCUGAAGACUUUUAAGCCUCCAAAGGACAUUGACUUGAUGAGUCUCCAUCUCCAGAAACCCUUGGAUUCCACAUGGCCCAAAAUCAAUAGCCAGUUCCUCUCUGGCCCCCCAAAACCAAGUGGGCCCUUCUCCCCUCUACAGAAAGAGCUCUUCUCAAUUAUGAACUCAUACCGGGACUUGUUAUACCCAGAAAGGACAGCAUUGGGGAAUGGGGAAGAGAUCCGUCAUGCGUACUGCCUUCAUGCCAUGAACCAUGUUCUCAAAGCCAAUUCCCAGGUGCUCAGCAAUAAUAGCAAACGCCGAGAUAAAAAACCGAGGGCAGGUGAUGAUGACGAUGCCUUCAGGGACCAGGGGCUCACUCGACCCAAGGUGUUAAUUGUUGUGCCUUUUCGGGAGGCUGCUCUCAGGGUGGUCCAGCUCUUCAUCGGUCUCCUAGAGGCAGGAAGCAAGAAGAAAAUAGAUGUGAGUAACAAAAAACGGUUUAAGGGAGAAUAUGGGUCUGACCCAGAUGAGAGACCUCCCAAUCUGAAGAGGCCCGAGGAUUAUGACGCUGUGUUUGCUGGCAACAUUGAUGACCACUUCCGGAUAGGAGUUGCAGUUCUUCAGCGAAGCAUCCGCCUUUAUGCUCCGUUUUACUCCUCAGACAUUCUUAUCGCCUCCCCUCUUGGUUUGAGGACCAUUAUUGGUGCAGAAGGAGAAAAGAAGAGGGACUUUGACUUCUUGUCUUCCAUAGAGCUUCUCAUCAUUGACCAAGUCGACAUUUACCUGAUGCAGAAUUGGGAGCAUGUCCUGCAUCUGAUGAAUCAUAUGAACUUACUUCCCUUGGACUCUCAUGGGGUGGACUUCUCCCGAGUGCGCAUGUGGAGCCUGAAUAACUGGUCCAAAUAUUACCGACAGACCCUGCUGUUUGGUGCCUUGCAGGAGGCCCAGAUCAACUCGGUCUUCAGCAAGUACUGCUCCAAUUACCAAGGGCAGGUCGCUGUGAGAAGCAUCCCAAUGACUGGCUCCAUUAGUCAGGUCCUGGUGCAGCUCCCGCAUGUCUUCCAGAGACUAGAAGCUGAAAACCUCGUUUCUGUAAUAGAUGCCAGGUUUCAUUUCUUUGUGGAUAAGAUCUUACCGCAGUAUCAAGAUGCAGUCAUGUCUCACACUCUUAUCUACGUCCCAUCCUACUUUGACUUUGUGCGGCUCCGAAAUUAUUUCAAAAAGGAGGAGUUAAACUUCACCCACAUCUGUGAAUACACCGAGAGGUCUGGUGUCUCCAGGGCCAGACACUUCUUCCUCCAAGGAGAACGUCAAUUUCUGCUUUUCACAGAACGUUUCCACUUCUAUAAAAGGUACACAAUAAAGGGCAUCAGGAAUCUGAUUUUCUAUGAAUUGCCAACCUAUCCCCAUUUCUACAGUGAAGUCUGCAAUAUGCUGAAAGCCACUGGUGGUGGGGAGGAAGCCACAUGGACCUGCACUGUCUUGUACUCGAAGUAUGAUGCCCAGAGAUUGGCAGCCGUGGUUGGCGUGGAGCGGGCCGCCCAGAUGCUUCAGUCCAAAAAGAACGUUCACCUCUUUAUUACUGGAGAAAAAUGAGUUGGGUUUUGGUGACUGGGGAAUGGGAUUAUGUAACUCACCCAAUGACCUGGUGCUGAAUGGAUGUGGUUUGGGGAGGCUGAUGCCAAGGAAGACCUGGCAGCAUCAUUUGUGCCUGGAUACAUCUAAAACAUGGCACCUUCUACGGGUGUGCUUGAAAAGUUCGUGUAAACUGAAUUUUUGUAAAUCAAAGACUAUUUUAAAUACUUAGGCGGGUAGGGACAGAGGAAGACAAGUUGAGAGACUCCCAUUUAAAAGAAGUAUCCAGCGGGAUCCUUCUGUAAAUAAUAGAUUAUUUUUGUAAUCACUCCCAGUUUAAGUUGGUAAGUUAGUACAUUUUGCCUAGCAAGUUGUUACAAAAGCAGGGCAUAGCUGUAAUGGGUUGUGCCAGUCAGAGAUGAGGCACAGAGUGGCUGGUGUGUAGAUAACCCCUUGUUGCUCUGUGUAAGGCAGAUAGGUGAUGCCUGUAGAACACUGGGCCUAGAGUCAGGAAGACUAAAUUCAGAUCUUGGGCAAGUCACUUAAUCACUGCCUGUCUCAGUUUCCUCAUCUAUAAAAUGAGGAUAAUUAUAGGACCUGCCUCCUCGGGUGGUCAUGAGGGUCAAAUGAGGUAAUGCUCAAUUCAUUAAACAUUUAUUAAGCAUCUACGAUCUGCCAGUUACCGUGCUAGCUGCUGGGGACACAAAUAAGAAAAAAGGAAGAGGCCCUGCCCCCAAGGAGCCUACAGUCUAGUGGGGGAAGACGCACAGAAGGAAGCUAGAAAGGGGAGGAGGUGUGUGAGGUUGGCUGGAGGGGAAUCUUGUUCCAUGGAGUCAGAAUCAAGCAAAGGUGCAGAUAGAAAGAAAUAAUAUUUGUUAAGUGCUUUGCGCUGUAUCUCACACAUACAGUAGGUGCUUAAUAAAUACUUAUUUCCUUCCUCUCUACUUAUUUUGUGUGUACAUCACUUUUAAAAAUUGUUGUUAUUUAUAUCCCUUUUGUUUCCCAGGGACAUAUCCCUAGUCUGACCCUCAGUAGAACUGUUCCUGUAACAAAUUAUGAUUAAGCAAGACAACCCAAUAUGUUGGCCAAGUUUAACAGUGUAUACCUUAUUCUGCACCUAUAGUCCACCACCUCUCUGCCAAGUGUCAAUGGUUACACUUGACCUAUGUCUUCUGAAAUCAUAAAUAGUCACAGCAUGAUCAGAGUGCUGAUGUUCUUCAUUAGCUUAUUUUACAUUAUUGAAAUCGUUGUGUACUUUUCUCUGCUUCUAUUUAAGUCUUGCCAAAUUUCUCUGAGUUAAUAUUAGAUUUCUUUUCACAGUGACACUGCAUUUCUAUACCACAAUUUGUUCAGCCAUUUCCCAAUGGAUGAGCACCCGUAUGUUGUUUAAUUCUUUGGCUUCUUCUAAAUCUCACCUAAAAUCCCACCUUUUACAGGAAGCCUCCUCUAGCCCCUCUUAAUUCCAGUGCCUUCUCCUUGUUAAUUAUUUCCUGUUUAUCCUGUAUAUAGCUUGUUUUGUACAUAUUUAUUUGUUGUUUCCCCCAUUAGAUUAUAAGCUCCUAGAGGGCAGGGACUGUCUUUUGCCUCUUUUGGUAUCUCCAGUGCUUAGCAUAGUGCCUGGCCCAUAGUAGGCACUCAAUAAAUGUUUAUUGAUGGAUUGUUACCACAAAAAACAGUAUAAAUACUUUGUAUAUUUGGGCCUUUCCCCCCUUCACCUUUGAAUUCCUGUAUAUGGUCAUUAUUGGUAUCACUGUGUCAAAGGAGAUUUUUAAAAAUGUUUAUUUUAUUUUUAUAUACAUAUAUAUAUAUAUAACACACCCUCCAUUUGGCAUUCAAAGCCCUUCAUAACCUAGCCCCUUCCCUGCUUUUCCAGUCUUCUUACACCUCAUUCCCCAACACUGCCCUAAAAUCUCACCUACAGUGGGACGCUUUCCCCAAGCCCUCUUAAUUCCAGUGCCUUCCCUCUGUUAAAUAUCUACUAUUUAUCCUGUAUAUAGCUUGCUUUGUGUACAUUUGUCGGCAUGUUGUUUUCCCUAUUAGAUUGUAAGCUCCUUGAGAGAAGGGACUGUCUUAUGCCUCUUUCUAUCUCCAAUGUGAGUAGCACAUAGCAGGUGCUUAAUAAAUGUUUAUUGAUUAAUUGC